This is a messenger RNA of Anarrhichthys ocellatus (wolf-eel), 2361 nucleotides long. It is a transcript of the gene hmgcll1, whose product is annotated as 3-hydroxymethyl-3-methylglutaryl-CoA lyase like 1. Bases 195 to 1205 code for a protein of 336 amino acids. Gene Ontology annotation, biological process: L-leucine catabolic process; ketone body biosynthetic process. The transcript has 9 exons. Lineage: Eukaryota; Metazoa; Chordata; Actinopteri; Perciformes; Anarhichadidae. The record is from RefSeq and is a predicted model, not a curated record. Gene Ontology annotation, molecular function: hydroxymethylglutaryl-CoA lyase activity.
GCCAUGGCAACUGCUGAAUCACGGUCUGCAGCCAUCCUCUAAUUCCGUCUCCUCAUGCAGCCGGGCCCUCCGUCAUCGGUAGGCCUCUGCAUUGCAUUAGCAUAUUGACGCUUCAAUUUGCUGUAUUAGUUGCAGCAGUCUGUGCGGGUCUUGGAGGACACGGAGGUGCAGCAGGCUGAAGAGCAGCCAUUCGGAUGGGGAACGUACCCACUACAGUGAAGCACUGCCUGAGCUAUGAGCAAAUCAUCCAGGACUACCCAUGGCUGACACGCUGGCUGCUGGCGGAGAAGACUGUUACUGGACAUGUGUAUCCAGAGUUUGUUAAAAUAGUUGAAGUUGGACCGAGAGAUGGACUUCAAAAUGAAAAGGAAAUUGUUCCGACAGGGGUGAAAAUCCAGCUGAUAGACAUGCUUUCAGGAACAGGCCUGUCUGUGAUCGAGGCCACCAGCUUUGUCUCUUCAAAGUGGGUACCGCAGAUGGCAGACCACACUGAUGUACUCGGAGGGAUCCAGAGAGAUCCUCAUGUCCGGUACCCUGUUUUGACACCUAACAUGCAAGGCUUUCAGGAUGCUGUUGCAGCUGGUGCUACUGAAGUGGCGGUGUUUGGGUCGGCGUCUGAAACCUUCAGUAAAAAAAAUAUUAACUGCUCUAUUGAUGAAAGCAUGCUGAGGUUUGAGGAAGUCAUUAAAGCUGCCAAGGAGCGACAAAUUCCAGUCCGUGGAUAUGUUUCUUGUGCCCUUGGAUGCCCCCUCGAGGGACACAUUGAACCUUCCAAAGUCUCUCAGGUGGCAAAGAGGUUGUAUGAAAUGGGCUGCUACGAGAUUUCCUUGGGGGAUACCAUCGGUGUUGGUACACCAGGUUCCAUGUUUAAGAUGCUGCAGAGUGUGAUGAACGAGGUGCCGACCAACGCUCUAGCAGUUCACUGCCAUGACACUUAUGGGCAAGCACUGCCCAACAUCCUGACUGCACUUCAGAUGGGGGUCUCUGUGGUGGAUUCGGCAGUAGCUGGCCUGGGAGGUUGCCCAUAUGCUCAGGGUUCAUCUGGCAAUGUUUCAACAGAGGAUGUGCUCUACAUGCUCCAUGGCAUGGGCAUUGAGACUGGUGUGAACCUUACCAAAGUUUUAGAGGCUGGAGACUUCAUCUGCAAUGCUUUACGUCGCGGGACAAACUCCAGGGUUGCCCAGGCCAGAGGCAGAACACUGUGAUGUGUUUCUUUAAAGGAUUAUAUUUAGAUAUUUGACUCCCUUUAAAGUGCUUCCCUCGUUGUUGCUGCCUUCAGAUGUUGCCUAUGCUUUAGUAGUUGAAGUACAUUGUUCCUCGUAUUGAACUGUCAGAUGCGUCUCAUCCAAAUAAUCUCAAGAAUGAUCCGAACAACAUUGUGUUUCGUCUUCAAAUCAAAUCAGUUCCCUACCUUUCAGUUCAUUUCCACAUUUUGAGUUUAUUACUUGAAGGCUAAAUGACUCCAUUAUGAUCGAAUGAGACAUCCUGUUUUUGUGUGAUAUUUUGGUUGGCUUAUUUUGCUCUGUAUGAUUGGAUAUUACAAAAGCUGACUAUCAAGGAGGCUGUUGAUUUGUGAUGAAUGUCUAGAUAAUACAUUCUAGCCCUUUUAGAAGCUUGAUUGUUUACUUCUCUUUUAAAACAUUCUCAUAUUUAUUUGACUCACACAAAUAAACCCAGUAAAAGUUAGUCACUUUCAUGACUUUGCGUAACUCAGUGACCUUAUAAAGUAAAGUCACAGAAUAAGAAUUUAGUCUCUUUUGACAACUUGCUGAACUCAAUUUAUUGCCAAUGCAGAUGUUAAUAAACAGAACACAAACAGCAAAAAGAAAAAUUCCUUCCUGCUUUUGAAAUAUCAAUAUCUCUUUAUGCACUUUACUCUGAAAGACCUUUUCAGCUUCUCCUACCGGUGUCAGGCCACGUAUGAAUAGCAACCACAAACAAGACACCUCUCAAACUACCACAAAGAUAACAAUUAUAAAGCCGUCUCCGAACAGUGUUUGCCCUCAGGUUUGCCAAAGAUCAUUUAAAAAGUGCCCCGCGAUCGUUUUCUGCCACUAAAAAGCUUUUACCAUGACAUAAGAUACUCUCUAAGAGGAUCCUCUGUGUGAGUGCCGAAUGUGGUUUCCUCCUGUCUGUUUAUGUCCUACUGUGCUGUAAAACAUGAUCAAAUAUGAACAUUGAAAUGGAAUGUGACACUAAAAGAUUAAUGAGAUUUUAUCUUAUGCAUGAUUGCAAAUAUAUGGUGUAUAUAUUGUCAUUAUCAGGUAAUUGUCUUUUCAUGUACCCAUAUGCCGGAGGAUGAAGAUGAUCCAAAUAAAGAAAAAAUAGCCAUUGUGGAUGUCUCUGUCCAGGCCAUCAGGA